Molecule: messenger RNA, 1056 nt
Organism: Cladophialophora immunda
Lineage: Eukaryota; Fungi; Ascomycota; Eurotiomycetes; Chaetothyriales; Herpotrichiellaceae
Exons: 4
Coding region: 1-1056 (351 amino acids)
Molecular function (GO): oxidoreductase activity, acting on the CH-CH group of donors, NAD or NADP as acceptor
Source: RefSeq, a predicted model, not a curated record
AUGGCAAUUACCACGACGAAGCAAUGGAGGCUGCGCAAAAAGCCGUAUUCCACGCCGGUGUUGGAGGGAGAAGACUGCACCUUUGAGCUCGUGACUGCACCUCUUGAUGAGCUCCAGGACGGCCAGGUACUGCUCAAGACCGUCUACUUGAGCAACGACCCUGCACAGCGGUCGUGGAUAUCCCCCUUGAGCGACCCCGAGCGAUCGUACCUCCCACCUCUCGAGCCGGGCGACCCCAUGCGCGCAUUGGGGAUCGGCGAAGUUGUCGAGUCAACAAGCGAUGCUCUGCCGGCGGGGACUUUGGUCCUGGCCAGAACAGGUUGGUCAGAGUUCUCCGUCCACGACGCCGGAGGUCUCACGGCCAUUCGCGCGCCAGAGGGGCUGCGAGAGACUCACUUCCUCGGCGCCCUCGGCCUCCCUGGGUUUACCGCCUACUAUGCACUCACGCAGAUCGUGGACCUCGACAGGUCCGAUGUUCUGGUCGUGAGCGCGGCGGCAGGGGCGGUGGGGAGCAUGGUGGUGCAGAUUGCCAACAAGGUCCUCGGCUGCAAAAAGGUCAUCGGCCUCGCAGGAACGGAGGCGAAGUGCCGCUGGGUCGAAAGUCUGGGUGCCGACCUGUGCCUGAACUACAAGGCUCCGACCUUCCACGACGACCUGGUCCAUGCGACACACGGCUUCGUCGACGUUUUCUUUGACAACGUCGGCGGCGAGAUCCUCGACCUGAUGCUCAAGCGGAUGAACAAGUUCGGCCGCAUUGCGGCCUGCGGCACGAUCUCAAACUACAACCGCGACGCCGACAUUGCCGGACUGAAGAACUUUUACGAGGUCAUCAUGAUGAGGCUGAAGGUUCUCGGGUUCAUCAACAUCGACUGGCUCGACCACCUGGGAGAAGUCACCCAAGUCCUGGUCGAAGAGUGGCGGAAGGAGAAUCUCGUCAUUCGCGACGACAACGAAACAGUUGUCGACACGGUCUUCGAAGAUAUCCCAAAGACGUGGAUGAGGCUUUUUGAGGGACGGAAUACCGGCAAGCUGAUCACGAGGCUGACAGCGUCGUAG